This is a messenger RNA of Anopheles bellator, 843 nucleotides long. RefSeq names its product trypsin alpha-3-like. The transcript is spliced from 2 exons. Gene Ontology annotation, biological process: proteolysis. Gene Ontology annotation, molecular function: serine-type endopeptidase activity. The record is from RefSeq and is a predicted model, not a curated record. NCBI's taxonomy places the organism in Eukaryota, Metazoa, Arthropoda, Insecta, Diptera, Culicidae. Bases 1 to 843 code for a protein of 280 amino acids.
AUGAAGGGAGUGGCGUACAUUCUGUUGGCUCUCGCCAUCGCUGGUCAUGCGGUGGCCGGCUACCGACUGCAGGACGAGGAGGAUGAGUUUGUGCCGUUCAUUGCCAGCGGAACGAACGCCGUGCUGGGUCAGUUCGCGUCGGUCGUGGCCGUGGGUCUGCCGGCUCCCCCGACGAACGCAUUCUGCGGCGGAGUGAUCCUCAACGAAAACCACGUCCUGACGGCGGCCAUCUGCGUGCUGACGCCUCAGCACACCCUACUCGAGACCAGCGCGGUCACCAUCCUGUCUGGGGCGCUGCAGCUCAACUUUGCCGCGGAUCGCAUCGGGAUCAGCGCCAUGUACGUGCAUCCGCAGUACAAUCCGUACACGCUCGAGAACAACGUGGCGGUGCUGCGGACCAACACCAGCUUCCUGUUCCCGGUCGUGCCGGUGCCCAGUCUCGAGGUGGCCACCAUCUACGAGGAGGUCAUGUUCGACGGUCAGGCUUGCCAGGUGGUGGGUUGGGCCAACGGGACGGCCACCCCGGUCCAACAGUUCAUCAACACGCCCAUCCUGAACCGUGACACGUGCAACGAGCUGGUGGUCAACUUUGGCCGCGUCCAGGACUCGAUGGUUUGCGCUGGAACCACCGGAACCGGACCGGGUGUCUGCGCCAGCAACCAGGGCACGGGUCUGUUCUGCGAGGGCCGGCUGGCCGGUAUCCUGGUGACGGGGCUCGGCUGUGGCCAGGCCAACAAUCCGGGCAUCUACGCCCAGCUGCGCUACUACCUGCCCUGGAUCCGGGAGCAGUUCACCCGACAAGACAUUCCCGUCGCGGGCUCCUCGCCAAUUCCUGCGCUGUAA